Messenger RNA from Diuraphis noxia (Russian wheat aphid), 2849 nucleotides. RefSeq lists its product as uncharacterized. Gene Ontology annotation, biological process: DNA replication; double-strand break repair via homologous recombination. Gene Ontology annotation, cellular component: chromosome; cytoplasm; nucleus. Lineage: Eukaryota; Metazoa; Arthropoda; Insecta; Hemiptera; Aphididae. The record is from RefSeq and is a predicted model, not a curated record. Gene Ontology annotation, molecular function: ATP binding; nucleic acid binding; 3'-5' DNA helicase activity.
AUGAGUUUCAACAUGAAAAAACCUAGUGCAGUGUUAAAAAAUAGUCGUUCUAUUGUGGAGAAAAAAGAAACAGAUGAAGAUACUUCUUCAAAAUUAUUGAUUUGCGAAUUAUCUCCCCAAAAAAAUCAAAAGAUUAAAAAUAUAUUGUUUACAUCUGAUAAAGAUGAAAAUCAUGUAAAUAAAAUCUCUGAAAACAGUUUGGAUGAUAUUUACACUGAAAAUGCUGAGAAAUUAUGUUUAUCAAAAAAUUUUAAUGAAAAUUCUCAAACUAAACCAUUACCAACUCAAAAUAAAGUCAAAAAUCUACCAUGUACUGUGACAUCAUUAAAAAAUAAUUUAGAAGAUAAUGAUUACAAGCCAGAUAUCAGUUCGAAUUUUUGCUGUCAGAAAUCUACUUCUAGUACUCUAACAAUGAAUGAAAUCACAAAUAUUUGUACAAAUCAACUGAUUCAAACAGAUCAAAUAAAUACCACUUAUAACAAGGAUCAAUAUUCAAGUUCAAACUCUUCCAUGACUGAGUUCACCAAAUCUGACUAUGAUUUUUCUUGGGAACUUUUAGCAGUAUUUAAAAAAACUUUUGGACUUCGAUAUUUUCGCCCCAACCAACUUGAAGCCAUUAAUGCUGCUUUACUUGGUCAUAAUUGUUUCAUUUUAAUGCCAACCGGUGGUGGAAAAUCAUUAUGUUACCAAUUGCCUGCAGUUGUAUCAAAAGGUGUAACUGUUGUGAUAUCACCAUUAAAAUCAUUGAUUAUUGACCAGACUCAAAAAUUAAAGUCUCUAGAUAUACCAGCAGCUCACUUAUUAAGUAACAUUACUCCAGACGAAGAAAAUAAUAUUUAUUCUGAACUUUGGGGGGCAGAUCCAGGAUUAAAAUUGCUGUAUGUUACACCCGAAAAAGUUGCAGCAAGUGAUAAAUUAACACAAGUUCUAAACAAUUUACAUUGUAGGAACUUACUAGCUCGAAUAAUUAUUGAUGAAGCUCACUGUGUGUCCCAAUGGGGUCAUGAUUUUCGACCAGACUACAAGAGAUUAGGGGUAUUUAAACAAAAUUAUCAAAAUGUUCCAAUAAUGGCAUUAACGGCUACAGCAACUCAACGUGUUCGUCAAGAUGUUCUACAUCAGCUUAAUAUUGAAAAUACAAAAUGGUUUGUAUCCAGUUUUAAUCGACCUAAUUUAAUUUAUGAAGUAAUUCCUAAAAAAGGCAAAUCUUCAUUAUUAGAAAUUGCUAAAUUAAUAAAAUCAAAAUUUGCUCGCCAGUCUGGUAUAAUUUAUUGUAUGACUAAAAAAGAAUGUGAUAAUACUGCAAUGUUGAUGUCUAGAGAAGGAAUCAAAGCUGUAAGUUAUCAUGCUGGAUUAACAGAUAAAAAAAGAAAUGAUGUUCAAAUGGAAUGGACUUCAAAUAAAUCAAAUGUAGUUUGUGCCACAAUUGCUUUCGGCAUGGGUAUUGACAAACCAGACGUUCGUUUUGUUAUACAUUAUUCAUUACCACAAUCUAUUGAGGGUUUUUAUCAAGAAUCUGGUAGAGCUGGACGGGAUGGUGAUAUUGCAUACUGUUUGAUAUAUUACAACUAUUCUGAUAUGCAUCGUAUCAAAAAACUUAUCGAAAUUGGUGGUGGAGCCACUUAUGAAACGAAAAAAGUACGUUUUCAUAAUCUCUGUAGAAUUGUAUCAUACUGUGAAAACAAAGUGGAUUGCCGCCGUGCUAUGCUACUUAACUAUUUUGAUGAAAAAUUUGAUAAAGCACAAUGCAUUGCUAACGAGAAAACUACUUGUGACAAUUGCCGAAUAAAGCGUUCUAUAAAAAUAAUUGAUGUUACUGAAGAAAGCAUUAACCUAAUAAAGGCCAUUCAAGAAAUUUGCGUUUCAAGCAAUAAUUGUAGGAAUAAUUUUACAUUCACUCAUUUUGUAGAUAUUUUCAAAGGAGUAAAAACUCAAAAAGUGAUAUUCCAUGGCCAUGAACAUUCUAAUAUAUUUGGCAAGGCUGUACACUGGGAUAGAGAUGAUAUAGAACGAUUAAUACACAAAUUAAUACUCGAAGGUUAUUUGAGAGAAGAAAUGGUUGCAUUUAAAUCAGAUAUUAUGAAUGCCUACAUUCGAAUAGGCCCUGAAGCUGAAAAUCUUCUUGGUGGUUUUGUUAAGUUAUCACUUGCAUUAAGUCCAAAAACAAAUGUGAUUGACAGUUGUAAUGUAGGUAUUAAAGAUAGUACUGUAAAUCCAAUUAUUGAAGAAAUAAAAGAAAAAUGCUAUAAAAAUCUAAUGGAAGUAUGUCGAGGUUUAGCUGAAUCUCUGGAUAUCAGUACAAAUGCCGUUAUGACUAUCCAAGCAAUUCGAACAAUGUCACAAUUAAUGCCCAAUAAUGAAGAAGACAUGUUAAAAAUUGAUGGUGUUACAAAAUCUAAUUUUGAAAAAUUUGGUCAACCUCUGUUAGAAAUCACACAACAAGCAGCUGCAGAAAAGUCUGCGAUUAUAAGCUCUGAAAUGAAUCAGUAUGACUGUGGCAAUAAUGUCAAUUGUCAAGGAAUAAAUGUUGACUCUCCAUAUUUUGAAAAUAUGGCCAACAGAAUGAUGGAAACUAAAACUUUAAGAGGAAACAAACGGAAAACAACUUCUUCAUCUUAUAAAAGAACUAAACGUUUUAAAAGGAGUAAAGGAAAAAAGAAAAAUAGUUCUAAAAAAUCGUCUAAUUCAACAGUAGCAAAAAUACGUAGCGCUGCUAUUAAAUUGAGUGCUCAAUUACGUCCAACUAAGAAACCAGGAUUUUUACCAGUGCCAAAAUAAGCUCCAACAUAAUAAUUAAUUAUUGAUAAAUGAUAAUCAAAAAUGAAUAUACAACAUUUCUAUACACAAUA